AUGCUUUUCAUCAUCCCGGAGAAAAAAAAUGUGAAGUUAAAGUCAGUUUUGACUGGUCUUAUUGACGAAUUUCCUUACCUUCGUGUUAGGGACGUAGCUCGUGUUUCUGGAUUUGUGAUUUCUCUUUCUGUUGCUUUGGGGCCUAUUGCUAGAUUAUUUACUAGACAAAUGUAUUUUUUCAUUCAAUUGCGACAUUCUUGGGAUGAUGUACUUGUUGCAACUGAAGGAGUUUUACAUGAAUUAAAAUUUUGGUUAAUGCAUGUAGAAGCGUUUAAUGGCUAUCCAAUAAAUAGACCUUUGUCGUCUAGCGUGGUUUUAACCUGCGAUGCCAGCGAGUCUGGUUAUGGUGCCCACAUCUCUUUUGGUGGUGAACGGAUGUUUUGUUCCGGAAUGUGGAGCUCUGUUGAGCGUGCUCUUAGCUCUUCUCUUCGUGAGUUACUGGCUGUUUACUUAGCCUUGAAAAGCUUUCAGAACUUUAUUAUUGGUAAGAAGGUUAAGAUCUUUUCAGAUAAUCAGAACGUUGUUCGUAUUGUACAUGCUGGGAGCAGUAUCAUACACUUGCAGCAGAUUGCUGUCGAUAUUUUUAGUUUUUGUAUGACUAACAGCGUGUCUUUUCAGGCUCAAUGGAUUCCUAGAGGUGACAACGAGCCGGCCGACUAUUUGAGUCGCAUCGUCGAUCCUGAUGACUGGAUGUUACAUCCUGAUUUGUUCAAGUUGAUUACAUUUAAGUGGGGUCCUUUUGAUGUUGACAGGAUGGCGUGCAGUUACAAUACUCAUUUGCUGUGAAAGGUUUGAACCCAGGAGUCAUUUCAAAAGGUUGAGUUUGAUCGUCCGGGUGAACGUAGUCCUGAAUAGGACUGUUGUUGUUGACAGUGACUGACGUUUCGACAACCUGUGCGGUAGUCAUCUUCAGAGUCAUUUGCCUCGUUGUAAUUCUAAGUUUUGGUGUCCUGGUACUGAAGCAGUGGAUUGCUUUACGCAGGAUUGGGGGAAAGAAUGUAACAAUUUUGUUUGUCCGCCUCCUCACUUAAUUAGCGCAGUAUUAUAUCACAUGGAAUCGUGUAAGGCUAAAGGCACUCUUGUUGUGCCAGAGUGGAAAUCUGCGCCUUUUUGGCCAUUGCUAUGUUUUUUUGAUCGUUCGCUUUUAUUUCAAGACUUUGUUAAGGAUUUUUGUUGUUUACCUAAAUCAUGUGAUAUGUUUAUUCCUGGUAGGGGUUCAUCUUUUGUUUAUUCUAACAAAAGGUCCGUUUUUUCUUGCAUGCCCAGGUUUAAUGUUCUCGCUCUUCGUCUGGAUUUUUCCUGCUAAGCGCGUUAUUUUUGAUUUCUUGAUUACACGUAUGCUCUUUUUUAUUUGUUUCUUCAUAUAGACGUUUUUCAAGCUGGAUUGUGGUCUCAGAGGUUUCAGCCUUUGUCUAACAAGUUGAAAGGCCUGGCCGACUCUCUUCCUGCUUUUGUACUUUGCUCUAAAGCCACGUCUUCCAAUGUUAAGUAUAAAAAUGCAUGGCUUAAUUGGAAAAAAUGGGAAAAGGAUAAUAUAGGCUAUAACCAGUUCCCCGUUUCACCUUUUUUGUUUUGUUUAUAUCUUAGAGAAAAAGUUGAAUCAUGUAAUUCUCCUGCACCUAUUGAAGCUGCUUUUUAUGCAGUUAGGUGGGCUCAUGAAAUUACCGGAGCUAGUUCUCCAACCGAAUGCAGUUUUGUUAAACAAGUAUUGGAAGCUUCUAAGCGUUUAUUGGGUAAACCUGUUCAAGGGAAACAGUCUGUUGACGUUGACUUAGUCACUAAAGUUGCAGAAAAAUUUAACACUCCUCAGGCUUCUAUUUCUAACCUCAGAACCUGUUUUAUAUUUAUUAUUGCUUUUGCUGGUCUCAUGCGGUGUGACGAAGUUAUUCGCAUCAACAGAAGUGAUAUUUCUAUUUUUUCUGAUCAUAUGUCAAUUUUUUGUCCUAAGCGUAAGAAUGAUCAACGUUCUCAAGGGCAUUUCUUUUAUUUUGCAAGGUCAGGCAAGAUUACAUGUCCUGUUUCCAUCACUGAAAAAAUGUUAUCUAAAUUGCCUGAUAAUCCUGUUCAGCCUUUAGUUUGCAGACUUUCAUCCAAACGCACUGCCCUUCAACAUUCUAUCUCUUAUUCUAGAGUUAGG
This is a messenger RNA of Porites lobata, 2137 nucleotides long. Lineage: Eukaryota; Metazoa; Cnidaria; Anthozoa; Scleractinia; Poritidae. The record is from the annotation of a GenBank genome assembly.